UUGCAUGUAUUCUUAUUUUAUGUUGCUAUUUCACCGUUCCGUUUUAAGGCCCUGAAGUGCUUGCUUGUUAUUCCCGCAAGCAAUGCGGACCCAGAACGCAGUUUUUCCACGGUAAAUAGACUCACACGAACCGAUCGGAACAACCUGGGAACUCCAAUGAUUGGAUGCUCUAAUGAGCCGAAGAACUUAGUCCGACAGUGGAUGACUCCUCUUCCUGGCCUGGACCUUCGUCCACACAUGCCCUCCACUUUUGUUCGAUCGGAUAGUUUCAUGAAGGACGUUAAAGAUGCCAUGCUGAAAGGAGACACAGAUGCGCUUCUGGAUCUCUACGUCACUCAUUACAUGACCAAGAAUCGAUUAAACGAUAGACAUGACGCCCAAAAGAUAAUGAAAGUGAGAGACGGGAGCUCGAAACUUCCAGAGCAAUGA
Messenger RNA from Cooperia oncophora, 429 nucleotides. Lineage: Eukaryota; Metazoa; Nematoda; Chromadorea; Rhabditida; Trichostrongylidae. The record is from the annotation of a GenBank genome assembly.